This is a messenger RNA of Necator americanus (New World hookworm), 687 nucleotides long. RefSeq lists its product as uncharacterized. Bases 1 to 687 code for a protein of 228 amino acids. The transcript has a single exon. Gene Ontology annotation, molecular function: catalytic activity. The record is from RefSeq and is a predicted model, not a curated record. Gene Ontology annotation, cellular component: nucleus. Gene Ontology annotation, biological process: chromatin remodeling. NCBI's taxonomy places the organism in Eukaryota, Metazoa, Nematoda, Chromadorea, Rhabditida, Ancylostomatidae.
AUGAAUGACGGUACACUCGUCAUUCGUGGAGGGAAGGUUCCGUCGCGAAAUGUAGGCGGUGUUGGUUUUGUUGUGCACCCAUCUGUCGUUCAUCUCGUCGAUUCUCACGAGAUCCUGUCACCUCGUCUGGCCAUUCUUCGCCUCCGCCCUCUGCACCAAAAAUCCAUCAGUAUCAUCAACUGCUACUCACCAACAUCAGCAGCUGAUGAAUCCGAAUUGGACGCGUUUUACGAGGAGCCGGAGGAAGUAGUCCGCAACAAGAAGUCCUUCUACAAAUUCGUUGUCGGAGACUUCAACGCAAAACUAGGAAAGACCACAGAAGAGGAAUACAGGAUUGGAAGAUUUGGACUAGGGGACCGGAAUGAAAAUGGCAAUCGUCUCGCCGGGCUGUUGUCCGCCGCUCGCCUCUUUCAUGGGAACUCUCUUUUCAUGAAAAAAGAUCGUCGUCGGUGGACAUGGGAAUCGCCCAAUGGCGCGACUCGUGCGGAGAUCGACCACAUACUCACCAACCGGAGGUGGUGUCUACUUGACGUUUCAGUAGUACCAUCCUUUUGUAGUGGUUCUGAUCACCGUCUCCUUCGUGCGAAAAUACGACUUAGCCACACGAAGGAAAAGAACAUCUGCUGUCGGCAACGAAGGAGAGAAGUCGUCUACGACGAUUGCGUACUCGAGGACUCCUUGUCCUAA